Ipomoea nil (Japanese morning glory) is the source of this 1392-nucleotide messenger RNA. Its product is annotated as serine/arginine-rich splicing factor RS2Z32-like. The coding region runs from base 359 to 1144 and encodes 261 amino acids. Lineage: Eukaryota; Viridiplantae; Streptophyta; Magnoliopsida; Solanales; Convolvulaceae. Gene Ontology annotation, molecular function: mRNA binding; zinc ion binding. Gene Ontology annotation, cellular component: nuclear speck. Gene Ontology annotation, biological process: mRNA splicing, via spliceosome. The transcript is spliced from 6 exons. The record is from RefSeq and is a predicted model, not a curated record.
AAAUGCCGCGAUAUGAUGAUCGUCACGGUGGAUCCCGCCUCUAUGUUGGUCACCUCUCUUCCAGGACGCGGUCUCGUGAUUUGGAGGACAUCUUUGCCAAAUACGGGAGGUUUCUAUGUUUUUGCCCAACCGGAGGGAUGUGGUGGGAGGUUGCCCUUGGUGGAAUCAGUUGAUAUUCUUGCAAAGAGUGGCGAUUCUUUCUAUAGUGUUAUUGUAUAUUUUUUUUGAUGGAAAUGGCAACAAUCCCAAAGUGGUGUUUACUUCAUCUUUGAGGGGCGAGGUAUCAACCCUUUGGUAGUUAUGUCUUGAUGGCCUUACUGUUUCUGGAACCCAUUUACGCAGAGUACGAGAUGUGGAUAUGAAGCGUGACUAUGCAUUUGUGGAAUAUAGUGAUCCUCGAGAUGCUGAUGAUGCCAUAUAUAGGCUAAAUGGUCGGGAAAUUGAUGGGAGUCGCAUCAUUGUGGAGAUUGCCAAGGGGGUGCCACGUGGGCCUGGUGGAUCUCGUGAGUAUUCUGGCCGUGGUCCUGCUCCAGGAACAGGGCGUUGCUUCAAUUGUGGCCUUGAAGGCCACUGGGCUCGUGAUUGCAAGGCUGGAGACUGGAAGAACAAAUGUUAUCGUUGUGGGGAGCGAGGUCAUAUAGAAAGAAAUUGUCCUGACAGUCCCAAAAAGACUAGUGGACGUGGUCGAAGUUAUUCUCGAUCACCAUCUCCUCCACGCCGUGGGAGGAACCGAAGCCGAAGCCGUAGUUAUAGCAGGGGUCGUAGUUACAGCCGAUCCAGAUCACCUGCAAAGAGAGAGCGCAGCAUUGAUCACGAGGAGAGACGAUCUAGGAGUCCCAGGCAGCGCAAAUCUUCCCCACCACCAUCAAAAGGAAGACAUCAUAGCCCCACACCUGAUGAUAGGAGCCCGCGUGAAAGAGGCACACCAUCCCCACGGGACAAUAGACCAGUGAAUGGUUCAGAAUAUGACCGAAGCCCCAAGGAUGGAACUGAAACUGAUGACCGUAGAUAUGAUGAUGAAAAGAACAUGAGCCCUCUUGAAGAAAAUGAACGCAGUCGCAGCAAUAGCCCUAUCCCCAGGGACAAUGAAAGCCCCAUAGAAAAUGAAAAGCGUGGCUCUCCAAGAGGCAGCGAGUCGCCUUAAAUCUAUCCUGCAUUAUAUUUUGUUAUUAUCAUCGUGGCGAGUUUUAGAGUGUUGAACCAAAUAAUUACAUUUUAAUAGCACUCAAACUAGAGUAAUUUUCUUAUCAUCUUUCUAGGACUUGUACUGAUUUGUUGUAAUUUUCAAAUUCGAAUUCCUUGAGCAAUUGCUUUAUAUUUGGUUAUGUUGGCUUUAGAGGUUGCUACUAUAGACUUGAAUGAAAAGGUAUGAGUGUAUGACUUUGUUCUUUA